AUGGGUCAGCAGAGGACGGAGAAACUCAUGCAACAGCAAGAAGCAGGACCAACACCAAACGUCAGUCGUCUUCGAAAGACCACGAAUACAGGCCUCUAUCUCUACAUGAAAUUGAGAGCCUUGGCGACAAGCCACCGGACGGCAGGUGUGAGGCAUGGAAAACGUCUUAUGCCGGGUCCGUUCCUUCGCUACAUCUCACCCGGUGGACGCAUCACGGAUGAAGUGGAGUUUUGUUAUUUGGGCAGCUACAUCUCACCCGGUGGACGCAUCACGGAUGAAGUGUCAGAAGAAGGCUCGGUUGGCAUUUGCCAACUUGAGACAUCUGUGGCCCCGUCGCGACAUCCGGCUGAGUUGGCAUUUGCCAACUUCAGACAUUGGCAACAAAAAACGGUGGCUGGAUUGCAACACCUUCGCUAUCCUGAACGUCUAGUGGAGCUUGAUCUGUAUCCUCUGGAAGUCAGGCGUGAGCUCUACUUCUUGUUGGAAAAACUUGCGUUCCCUGAGGCGCCGGCUAAACUACCAUACGAGUCCCUGAAGUCGCUGCUACUCAAGCACAUGCUGCCCACUCAGUUCCCGGCACACGAAAGAGCCAAAUUGAACUCUAUGAUUUGUGCUGAUCAUAUUUCUUUCUGUGACUUCAUCCUGCAGCCGAAAAAACAGGCAUUACGCUUCAACUAUGGUGAUCGCCUGGAAGAACAAGUAUGUGGUCGCUUGGUGGCAGGCAUCAAUAAUCUGACUCUCCAAUGGAAGAUGCUGGAGCAGAAGGAUAUAACUUUUUCCGAGGCCCGCAAGAUCUGUGAGCAACACGACGACCUGAUGAAAGCUACUUCCAGCAAAGCAGUUGAGACCUAA
Molecule: messenger RNA, 852 nt
Organism: Echinostoma caproni
Lineage: Eukaryota; Metazoa; Platyhelminthes; Trematoda; Plagiorchiida; Echinostomatidae
Source: the annotation of a GenBank genome assembly